Messenger RNA from Closterium sp. Naga37s-1, 3288 nucleotides. The record is from the annotation of a GenBank genome assembly. NCBI's taxonomy places the organism in Eukaryota, Viridiplantae, Streptophyta, Zygnematophyceae, Desmidiales, Closteriaceae.
AUGGGUGGCCAAAAUAGCGUCGCCGCGCCACUACUGAUAGGAUUGCUGCUUACAGCGUUUGCAGCACUUGGAAUGACGGAUUCAGAUCUCGUGAGCGACCCGAGUUUUGAGCAGCUGCAGCAAUCACAGGCCUCCGGCUGGCACCUAUGGUCGUUCGCACAUCCCAUCUGCCAGACAUCCUCUACCUCGCUCGCCGCCUCCGCCACAUCUCGUCUCGACAUCCGCCCCGCGUCCUCCGAUGCCCCUCCGCCGUACGAUGGCAGCUGCGUGCUGCAGCUCGGCGGCUGCGACAACCCUGAGCGCUGCUUAUGGGGCGCGGCGGAGCAGUCUAUCUCCACGGAACCCGGCCGGCGGUACCGCCUGAGCUUCUUUUUCGCGCGUCGACAACCGCUGCAGCGCGCGCUGCUCAUGCAGGUCUCUUUCGGCGGCGCCAACGCCUCCUUCUCCUCCGCCGAUGCCGCGAGCGUGGAUGCGAACGGGUACGCGCAGGGCACUCUGGAGGUUGCGGCGAGCGGUGACAAGACGGCGGUCGUAUUCACAGUACUCUCGGCUGAGAACAGCACGAUCGUCGAUGGCGUAUCCGUUGAGCCCAUCGACGGCGCAGACGCGGCCGGCGGCCUCUUCUCCGUGUUAGCAUCGGGCGACGCGUCCUCCUCCUCCUCGUCUUCCUCCCCGUCGCCGCUCUCUCUCGUCGUGAUAAUCGCCGUGCCUGUAGCCGUCAUGGCCGCCAUUCUCAUCGCCAUCCUCGUCAUGUACAAGCGCCGGCUCGCUCCGGCCGGCAAGGAGCUGUCGUUCGAAGGCGGAAUCGACUCGGCCGUGCCGUCCACGCCGUCCUCCAAGUCCAAGUGCGUGCGCUUCACCUUCGACGAGCUCCGCCGCGCCACCAGCGGCUUCAACGUGCUGCGCCGCCUCGCCGCGCCGUCCAACACCAGCGGAGCCUACGGCGCGGUGUUCCGCGCGGAGGCCCCCGGCGGGCUGGAGUGGGCGGUGAAGCGCUUCCACCGCUUCAACUGGGGCGCGGCGGGGGAAUCCGAGCCGUCGUUCGUGGAUGAGGUGGAGGCGAUCGCACGGCGGUCGCACCGCAACAUCGUGGGCAUCGUCGGGUUCUGCUGCGCGGGGAGCGAGCGACUCGUGGUGUACCAUCUCAUGCCGCACGGGUCGCUCCGCGAUAACCUGCUCACCGCCGGCAACUCUCCUAUGCCUCUGCAGCAGCGCGUGCGCGUGGCGAUCGGGGUGGCGGAGGGCCUGGCGUGGAUGCACUCGCAGCGGCCCAGGCUGCUGCACCGCAACCUCAAGCCGUCCAACAUCAUGCUCACCGCCGACGGCCAGCCCAAGAUCGCGGACUUCUGCUUCGUGCACCACGGCGAGGGCGGGCGGUUGAACGCCGUGCCACAGGCGCUUAACGAGGAGGGCUACCGCGACCCCGCCACGCAGCUGCUCGCGCCCUCCGCUCUCACCCCGCAACACACGGACGUGUACAGCUUCGGCGUGAUUCUCCUGGAGCUCAUCACGGGGCGGCGAGCUGUGGUGCCUGAUCCCGACGACGCGGACAACAGGCUGCGCAUCACGGAAUGGUCCACUUACCCUCCUCCCACUCCCCGCUUGCCUCUCCGCCCGCCCCUGCGGCUGGUCCUUCCCCUUGUCUUUCCUCUUUCCGCCCCAUUGUGUGCGGCGAUCCUACGCAUCUCACGUGUCCAGGCGGUGCAUUACGUGCACGAGGGCGACGUGCACCUCAUCGCGGAUCCGCGUGUGUUCUCGCGCACCUUUGCGGGGGCGUUCCAGCUGCUGGGGCAGAUUGCAGCGGACUGCGUGCAGGAGGUGGUGGAGCAGCGGCCCAGCAUGCGCGACGUGCGCGAGAGAUUGCUGGCUGUUGAGGCAGAGCACUUUGGGGAUAAUAAAGGCAUGAGCUCGGGCGUUGUGGUGGCCGGGUUGACUGAAGUUCGGGUUGAUGGCCGCUCAUUUCGCCGAGAAGCAGCCAUGGCGGAUGAAGACAUGGAGGAUUACGGAUUCGAGUACUCGGACGACGAGCCCGAGGAGCAGGAUGUUGACAUUGAGAAUCAGUACUACAACUCCAAAGGGCUAGUGGAGCGGGACACAGAGGCGGCGCUAGCGGGGUUCGCGGAGGUGGUGCAGAUGGAGGGGGAGAAGGGCGAGUGGGGCUUCAAGGCGCUGAAGCAGACGGUGAAGCUGCACUACCGGGAGGGGCGGGUGGCGGAGAUGAUGGCGGCCUACCGCGAGAUGCUCACGUACAUCCGCAGCGCCGUCACGCGCAACUACAGCGAGAAGUGCAUCAACAAGAUCCUGGACGUGGUCAGCACCAGCCAGAACCUCGAGCUGCUGCAGGAGUUCUACCAGACCACGCUGCUCGCGCUGGAGGAGGCGCGCAACGAGCGCCUGUGGUUCAAGACGAACCUGAAGCUGUGCAAGCUGUGGUUCGACCUGGGGGAGUAUGGCCGCAUGAGCAAGAUUCUGAAGGAGCUGCACAAGUCGUGUCAGAAGGACGACGGCACGGACGACCAGAAGAAGGGCACGCAGCUGCUAGAGGUGUACGCCAUCGAGAUCCAGAUGUACACCGAGACCAAGAACAACAAGAAGCUCAAGGAGCUGUACCACAAGGCGCUGGCGAUCAAGUCGGCCAUACCGCACCCGCGCAUCAUGGGCAUCAUCCACGAGUGUGGCGGCAAGAUGCACAUGGCGGAGCGCUCCUGGACCGACGCCGCCACGGACUUCUUUGAGGCAUUCAAGAACUAUGACGAGGCGGGCGCUCAGCGCCGCAUCCAGUGCCUCAAGUACCUGGUGCUGGCGAACAUGCUCAUGGAGUCACAAGUGGAUCCAUUUGACGCACAGGAAGCCAAGCCGUACAAGAACGACAAGGAGAUCUUGGCGAUGACCAACCUAGUGGCUGCAUAUCAGCGCAACGAGAUCCUGGAGUUUGAGAAGAUUCUUAAGAGCAAUCGGCGCACGAUAAUGGACGACCCAUUCAUCCGCAUGUACAUUGAGGACCUGCUCAAGAACAUCCGCACGCAGGUGCUGCUGCGCCUCAUCAAGCCCUACACCCGCAUCCGCAUCCCCUUUGUCUCCAAGGAGCUGAACAUCCCUGAGAAGGAUGUGGAGCAGCUGCUGGUGUCACUGAUUCUUGACAACAGAGUGCAUGGCCACAUAGACCAAGUCAACCAGCUGCUGGAACUCGGUGACAGGUCGAGAGGUCAACGGACAUACACGGCCCUGGACAAAUGGUCUGCUCAGUUACGGUCACUACAUCAGACUGUGGUUAACAAGAUCGGUUGA